This is a messenger RNA of Grammomys surdaster, 2781 nucleotides long. It is a transcript of the gene Pgr, whose product is annotated as progesterone receptor. Gene Ontology annotation, biological process: steroid hormone receptor signaling pathway; regulation of DNA-templated transcription. Gene Ontology annotation, cellular component: nucleus. The transcript has 8 exons. Lineage: Eukaryota; Metazoa; Chordata; Mammalia; Rodentia; Muridae. The record is from RefSeq and is a predicted model, not a curated record. Gene Ontology annotation, molecular function: steroid binding; DNA-binding transcription factor activity; nuclear steroid receptor activity. Bases 1 to 2781 code for a protein of 926 amino acids.
AUGACUGAGCUGCAGGCAAAGGAUCCGCGGGCUCUCCACACGUCUGGCGCCGCGCCCUCCCCCAACCACGUCGGGUCCCCCUUGCUUGCACGCUUGGACCCUGGUCCCUUCCAGGGGAGCCAACACUCGGACUCGUCGUCUGUAGUCUCGCCUAUACCAAUCUCCCUGGACGGGCUGCUCUUCCCUCGGUCCUGCCAGGGUCCGGAGCUCCCAGACGGAAAGACACAGGGCCAGCAGUCGCUGUCCGAAGUGGAGGGAGCUUUCUCUGGAGUCGAAGCCACUCGCGGGGAAGGAGGUAGAAAUCCCAGAGCCCCGGAGAAGGACAGCAGACUCUUAGACAGUGUCUUAGACACUUUGUUGGCGCCCUCAGGGACCGAGCAGAACCACGCCAGCCCUCCAGCCUGCGAGGCCAUCACUUCUUGGUGUCUCUUUGGGCCAGAGCUUCCAGAAGACCCCCGCAGUGUCCCUGCUACCAAGGGGUUGUUGUCCCCGCUCAUGAACCGGCCAGAGAGCAAGGCUGGCGACAGCUCCGGGACAGGAGCGGGGCAGAAGGUGCUGCCCAAAGGGCUGUCACCACCCCAGCAGCUGUUGCUCCCGACCUCAGGGAGUGCUCACUGGCCCGGGACAGCGGUGAAGCCGUCCCCGCAGCCAACUGCUGUGGAGGUGGAGGAGGACGGUGGCCUUGAGACCGAGGGCUCUGCGGGUCCGCUUCUGAAGAGCAAAGCUCGAGCACUGGAAGGCACGGGCAGCGGAGGAGGAGUCGCAGCCAACGGGCCCGCAGCGGCCUCAGGAGGCGUCACCCUGGUCCCCAAGGAAGAUUCCCGGUUUUCUGCUCCCAGGGUCUCCUCUGAGCAAGAUGCUCCGGUUGCCCCCGGGCGCUCCCCACUAGCCACCACAGUGGUGGAUUUCAUUCACGUGCCCAUCCUGCCUCUGAACCACGCACUCCUAGCCGCCCGCACCCGGCAGCUGUUGGAGGGGGACAGCUACGACGGCGGGGCCGCAGCGCAGGGCCCUUUUGCCCCAUCUCGAGGCUCGCCCUCCGCGCCAUCCCCGCCGGUGCCCUGCGGUGACUUCCCAGACUGCACCUACCCUCCGGAAGGCGACCCCAAAGAGGACACAUUCCCUCUUUAUGGUGACUUCCAGCCACCUGGCUUGAAGAUCAAGGAGGAGGAAGAGGGCACGGAGGCUGCUGCGCGCUCGCCGCGCCCCUACCUGUUGGCCGGUGCCAGCGCCGCCACCUUUCCAGACUUCCCGCUGGCGCCGGCGCCGUCACGAGCUCCAUCCUCCAGGCCCGGAGAGGCGGCAGUGGCCGGCGGCCCCGGCAGCGCCGCGGUGUCGCCUGCGUCCUCCUCGGGCUCCGCGCUGGAGUGCAUCCUGUACAAAGCGGAGGGCGCGCCGCCCACGCAGGGUUCGUUCGCUCCACUGCCCUGCAAGCCCCCGGCCGCAGGCUCCUGCCUGCUACCCCGGGACAGCCUGCCCGCCGCCCCGGCCGCCGCCGCAGCACCCACCAUCUACCCGCCUCUCGGCAUCAAUGGGCUCCCGCAGCUGGGCUACCAGGCCGCGGUGCUCAAGGACAGCCUGCCCCAGGUCUACCCGCCAUACCUCAACUACCUGAGGCCAGAUUCAGAAGCCAGCCAGAGUCCGCAGUAUGGCUUUGAUUCCUUACCUCAGAAGAUCUGUUUAAUCUGUGGGGAUGAAGCAUCUGGCUGUCACUAUGGCGUGCUUACCUGUGGGAGCUGCAAGGUCUUCUUUAAGAGGGCCAUGGAAGGGCAGCAUAACUAUUUAUGUGCUGGAAGAAAUGACUGCAUUGUUGAUAAAAUCCGCAGAAAAAACUGCCCAGCAUGUCGUCUGAGAAAGUGCUGUCAGGCUGGUAUGGUCCUUGGAGGUCGUAAAUUUAAGAAGUUCAAUAAAGUCCGAGUUAUGAGAGCCCUCGAUGGUGUUGCUCUCCCCCAGUCGGUGGGCCUUCCUAAUGAGAGCCAGACCCUGGGCCAGAGAAUCACCUUUUCACCAAAUCAAGAAAUUCAACUGGUUCCACCACUCAUCAACCUGCUCAUGAGUAUUGAGCCUGAUGUGGUCUAUGCAGGGCAUGACAACACAAAGCCUGACACUUCCAGCUCUUUGCUGACCAGUCUCAACCAACUAGGCGAGAGGCAGCUGCUUUCAGUAGUCAAAUGGUCUAAGUCUCUGCCAGGUUUCCGGAACUUACACAUCGAUGACCAGAUAACCCUGAUUCAAUACUCCUGGAUGAGCCUGAUGGUGUUUGGCCUGGGAUGGAGGUCCUACAAGCAUGUCAGUGGGCAGAUGCUAUAUUUUGCACCUGAUCUAAUCCUAAAUGAGCAGAGGAUGAAGGAGCUGUCGUUCUACUCGCUGUGCCUUACCAUGUGGCAAAUCCCACAGGAGUUUGUCAAGCUCCAGGUGACCCAUGAGGAGUUCCUCUGUAUGAAAGUCUUACUUCUUCUUAACACAAUUCCUUUGGAAGGACUGAGGAGUCAAAGCCAGUUUGAAGAGAUGAGGUCAAGCUACAUCCGGGAAUUGAUCAAGGCAAUUGGCUUAAGACAGAAAGGGGUGGUCCCCAGUUCACAGCGCUUCUAUCAACUUACAAAACUUCUCGACAGCUUGCAUGAUCUUGUGAAACAGCUCCACCUGUACUGCUUGAAUACGUUCAUCCAAUCCAGGGCACUGGCUGUGGAGUUUCCAGAAAUGAUGUCUGAAGUUAUUGCUGCCCAGUUGCCUAAGAUCCUGGCAGGCAUGGUGAAGCCUCUCCUCUUUCACAAAAAGUGA